Molecule: messenger RNA, 2327 nt
Organism: Zophobas morio
Lineage: Eukaryota; Metazoa; Arthropoda; Insecta; Coleoptera; Tenebrionidae
Exons: 2
Coding region: 59-2116 (685 amino acids)
Source: RefSeq, a predicted model, not a curated record
UUUCAACAACAAUCAACUUAACCUAACAUUUGUUUGUAUCUACGAAAACGUACAAACAAUGGCCCAAACAUCCCAAGUGAACUCCGUAAACAACAUAAAAGCUUUAAUAAACCAAAACAAGCUACUGGAAAGUUUAAAAAUAGAAUUAAAGAAGUAUGAGCCCCCCAGACCAGACCUAACCUCAACACACAGCACCUUCCAGUUUAAUACCGAAUGUUACCAACUUGCGACCUGGCUGUGCGGUUGCCCCAAAAGAAACAUGCUCUUUUGCUACAUUUGUUUAUUGGCUAACACACCUAAAGACAGUCACGAAGACAGCAACAUAUGGGUUGACGAAGGCGUGACAUAUCGUCAAGACUUAAAAAUCCAAAUAAAAGAACAUGAGCGCAGUUCCAAACACUUGGUUAGUAGUUUAAGUUACAUUUUAAUAGGUAAUAAGGAUUUAGUAGAUCAGUUGAGUCGCGAACACUUAUUGAGUGUAACACAACAUAAUAAACAAGUGCUGCAAAACCGCUACGUUCUGAGUAAACUCAUUGAGUGCGUGAGGUAUAAUACGAACUACGAGUCAGAAAUGAAAGCGAUUUUAAAGGAAUGUAAUAGUCGAACGGGGCCGAUUUUUUCAGAAUUAUUAGAGUCAGUGUAUGAAGUUUGUCUCAACGUUAUUCGAAAGGAAAUCGCCCAGACUAGUUUUUUGUCGGUUGAGAUAGAUGAAGCAAAUGUUAUGGGAACAUCACCGCAGUUAAUUUUUAUUGUAAGGUAUGAACUUCGAGGCCAAAUUCAUGAGCGCUUUGUCGGAUUUGUGACUCCUGCUAAUAAGCAUGCAACCGGUAUAUCUGAGGUUAUUUUAUGCACUUUACAAAAAUUAGGUGUGGAUAAAACCCCGGAUAAAUUUAUUUGCUAUAGUUAUGAUGGAUUUUUAACUGUGCACACUAGAAAUUGGGGUAUCCAACUAACGAUCCACGCAGUUUAUCCAAUAGCACGAUUUGUACAUAGUUAUGCUCACAAUCCUGAGAUGAUCAUUGAACAUUUGGCAAUUCAUUUUAAAGAUAUCAAACUCUUCUUCGCUCAAUUGGAAAGUUGUUCGGAAUUUUUUUCGCACACGGAAAAAGUUUCCAAGUUGCUUAAUUGCGAUUGUAAGUUUAGUACGAAAGGACAAGUUGUGAAUACGCUUUCAGUAAACGUCGAAGCGAUAAAUGCGUGUCUCGACUACAUCAUAGACGUCGAGAGUGAGCAAUCACUAGUUGGUGAAGCUGCGACUAUAAAAACCCUACUAACAGACUACAAUUUCAACUACUGGUUGGACUUUUUCUGGAAAUUGUUGCCGCAUUGUAAUGACCUUUUUUCCCACUUACAACACUUGGAAGUUUACCCGCUUACGAAAAUCCAAAGAUUGGUAGACGCUUUCAAAGAACAAGUCCGACAUAUCCGUUGCCAAAUCGAGCGUAAAUACGCCAUUACCUACCCUUUUGCGACGGUUUUCCUCCAAGACGACACCCCCAUUGAAAACGGGCCUCUAACAACCCCCGUUAAACAAGAACCGCAGCCCGGAAACUACCCCGAAUACCCCCACCAAGAACGAAUGAACGACGAAGUCGCCAAAAAAAUUUGUGGUUUGAUGGUGGAGUACGUCGAUGAGCGUUUUUGUCAAAUGCCUGGGUUGGCAAUGGCCGCUUUGGUCCCCAUAUCAGGCGUGCCAGUCGCAGAACUCGCCAUUGCUGCCAACGUCUUCAAACUCGAUAAACUCGCACUGAAGAACGAGCUCAAGAUUCUUUGUAAAAGGGAGGAAUUUGGCAACGUUGCAGGUGCGCUAGUGCUGUUGCAGUAUUUUUACGAAAAUGAUUUGAUGGACGUGUUUCCUGAAACGUUCAAAUUGUUGAAAAUUUGUUGCACGAUGCCCGUGACGACGUCGGAACCGGGAAGGUGUUUUGCGACUCUCGCACGAUCCAGAGAUUUUUUUAAAAUUGCUCAGAGUGAGGAAAAUCUGGAUGUUUUAGGGAUGUGUUGGUUGGAGAAGGAUCUCAUGAAGGGGACUCCAAACUUUUGCGAUAUGGUGAUUGACCAUUUUUGUGUGAAGUACAAAAGGCAAGCGGAUUUUGAGUACAGAGAAGUUUGUUGAGGUUUAGUUUCAGUGACUGGAUUUGAAGGGAUUAUAAACGAAUUUAACUGAAAUGAACUGACGGUCCUAGUACAUUUUUGGAUGUUGUUCCAGAAAUUCGAAGAUCAAUUUUAAACAUCCGUGGUGAUGAUUAAAGCAAGACGUUGGUAUAUUUAUUUUUUCAAGAAUGUAUGUAAUGUAUUUUUUAAUAAACAGUGUAUCUUCACAUAAA